Lethenteron reissneri (Far Eastern brook lamprey) is the source of this 1882-nucleotide messenger RNA. RefSeq names its product complement C1q and tumor necrosis factor-related protein 9-like. The record is from RefSeq and is a predicted model, not a curated record. Lineage: Eukaryota; Metazoa; Chordata; Hyperoartia; Petromyzontiformes; Petromyzontidae. Gene Ontology annotation, molecular function: protein binding.
CUGAUGAUGCCGUCACUUCUCCACAGCACACGAGCCGUGCCAGAGUCGGUUCAUCCGAGAAUCCACUCCGAGUCUCUCCCCUUGAGAAACCACUUUCGAUACCUCGCCCCAGAUUUUCUUAAACUUCCUCAUUCCUCAGCUGCACCUUUGCCUGCCACUCCACCGCGCCUCCUGGUCCAGCUAUAAAAACGGAGCCACCGUCAACACCAGCGAGCUGUUCGCCUUGAACAUUGGUGGUUAUUGUAUCAGUUUCCGUUUGCAAAUCUAAGAAGACGAUGGCCCUCUGUCCGAGAUCCAGCCACCCACUGCUACUGCUGCUGCUGCUUCAGCAGCAACUGUUGGUGUCAACGACGACCGCCACCAAAGAUAGCGACCAUGGCGCCGAAUUGUUUCAGCAGGAAAUGUUGAUUUCAAUGACGGCCGCGGCCACAGAUAGUGGCCGUGGCGCUGAGCAGGACGUGGGAAGGUGCUGCACAGGCAUGCCGGGCAUACCGGGGAACCACGGGAUCCCAGGAAACCCAGGUCCGAUCGGUCCUCUUGGGCGAGAUGGACGGGACGGACAUGACGGCCAGCCUGGCAAGAACGGCAAGAAAGGAGACCGGGGGGAUGAUGGCGUGCAAGGGGACAAAGGGAGCGCAGGAGAGACCGGGUUUCCUGGAAAAAUGGGGCCGAUGGGUCCCGCUGGAGAGAGAGGGGAUCGUGGACCUCAGGGAGAAAAGGGAGACAAAGGAGAAGUCCCGGCUGCCACCCCCAGAUCCGCAUUCACCGUGGGUCUGUCUGUAUCGAACCCUCGCAGCGGAUCCCCUAUAACAUUCAGCAAGGCCAUGUACAAAGAGCAGAAUCAUUACAACACGUUAACCGGCAAGUUCACUUGCCAUUUCCCGGGCGUCUAUUACUUUGACUACCAUCUCACCGGUGGAAGUGGCACCGUCCGGGUCUCCCUGAGACGCAAUGGACAAGCAGUUCAGUUUAAAUAUUCCUCCGUCUCGGGCCAUUACAGCUUGUCAGGCUCUUCAGUUUUGCGUUUGACAAAGGGUGAUGAAGUGUGGCUACAAACAGAAAGUUCCCACAUUAAGGUUUACACAGAUUCGAGCACCGACAGCACUUUUUCAGGUUUCCUACUGUACCCCGACCUGCCCUUAUAAAACACAUUUCGUGCUCAGAAAGAUAACAUACGAAUUGUCUCAAUAAUAUUAUGUAUUUUCAUGAUCACAAUGAUGAGGAAAUGUAUAAUUGAUUCGUAAAUGGUUGUUUGAAUGUUUUUUUUGUUAAGGAAACUUGUCACCACAGACAGAAGAGUAUAACUUCACUCGAGCUAUGUAACAGUACAUUUAACAAACCACAUAUUUCAUAAUUCGCAGACCACGAAUGGUUAACGUUUGUUAUACCAAGGCAAUUCUGCUUCAGAGAAAGGACAAAUCUCGUAUUUGUUUAUAUAUUUUAUUAAACUUAAUGUGUCUUGAACGGUCAGAAGAGUUGAUUUUAUGUACAGGUGAAAUGGCAUGGUAUACUUAACUGAUUUUAAUGUAACAAUUUUAGAUAGCACAUUUACAAAUAACAACUGUUUAAAAUUGGUAAAUGAUUUAACACAUUUCCCCACGUAUUAAGGAAACAAUAAAGCAUAUAUUCAUGCCAAUAUGUGUUCAGCACUGCUUAUUUAAGUACUGCAAGAACAACAAGAAAGCCGAGACCUCUUUUCAGUGUUUCCAUCAUUAAGAUUCAGGCCUUUGUAGCCUGGUGCUCUGAGAAAGAGUGAAUCCCACAUCGUGUAAUUUUGCAUGGGUCAUGAGGUCUAUUGCAGAAGUUGUCCACAAAGGGCUCUCUCUGCCAAAAGACGAGGGGCCUGAUUACAGAAAAAACGGCAUACAUCCUCUCAGGCAAA